Messenger RNA from Striga hermonthica, 636 nucleotides. The record is from the annotation of a GenBank genome assembly. NCBI's taxonomy places the organism in Eukaryota, Viridiplantae, Streptophyta, Magnoliopsida, Lamiales, Orobanchaceae.
AUGGGCCCCUUCCCCAAACCAAUCUCCUCACUUCCCAUCUUCCUCCUAAUCUCCCUCCUCUCGGCACGCGCGCACGGAGCUUCCUUCACCGUCCGCAACAACUGCCCGUUCACAGUUUGGGCGGCCUCGGUCCCGGUCGGCGGUGGCCUCCGCCUCGACCGCGGGCAGACGUGGACCAUCAACGUCCCCGCUAGCACUACUGGAGCCCGCAUUUGGGCCCGAACUGGAUGCUCGUUCGAUGAGUCGGGCCGCGGCCAAUGCCAGACGGGCGAUUGUAAUGGGCAACUACAGUGCCAGGGCUACGGUGUGCCCCCCAACACCCUAGCAGAAUAUGCGCUUAACCAAUUCAACAAUCUCGACUUUUAUGACAUAUCUCUAGUGGACGGGUUCAAUGUCCCGAUGGAGUUUGGUCCUGAUAAUUCAGAGGGAUGCAGUCGCGACAUCGAGUGCACGUCCGAUAUCAACGGGCAAUGCCCAAACGAUCUACGGGCCCCGGGAGGGUGCAAUAACCCGUGCACGGUGUACAAGACCGACCACCGCCCAGCUUGCGUCAAAGAAUGUAAGAAAAUCUUGGGAAAGAAGUUUAGAGAUGCAGCUUGCUAUCGUGGAGACAACUUCUGCCUCUGCCUCGGCUGA